GUGAAACGUUCGGGGAUAGCAAUGGCCACAAACAAUGAGUAAACGCGCUGGGAGUUAUGAACUCUAAGCGAAAUUCAAUGGUUGUCCGGUAAUGAUAGUAUUGGGUAGGAUUUGGUCAUUAAAUAACAAUUGACUCGAGGAAACAUUGCAUGAUGUGCAUACAGAGUCAAUGAAGGAAAAAUAUAACGGAUCCAAACUCCGUCAACUGGACAAACUGAUUGUCAAGGCGAAACGAAAAUUAAAUCCGGUAAUCGCAGAAGUAAAUCUCCCGACUGCUGAAAUGGAUAGGCAUGAACUAUCUGAAUUAGAAAAAAAGGCUCGAGAAGAGAUUCUUAAAGAUGCCGUGUCGGGUGUUCGUCGCUACGAAAAAAUUGGACCGCAGGGGUGGAAAAGGCCAAACUGUUUAAGAACGAAUAAGGAAUUUCUCGAACGAAUAUUACGUUCAACAGGACCGAAACCGAGUACAACAAAUGAAUAGUUGUUAAUUCUUGCUGUUUUUAAAAAUAGUUCUAGUAAUAAGACGAACUUCCUUUAUG
Molecule: messenger RNA, 536 nt
Organism: Loa loa (African eye worm)
Lineage: Eukaryota; Metazoa; Nematoda; Chromadorea; Rhabditida; Onchocercidae
Exons: 2
Coding region: 170-478 (102 amino acids)
Source: RefSeq, a predicted model, not a curated record